Cynara cardunculus var. scolymus (artichoke) is the source of this 682-nucleotide messenger RNA. RefSeq names its product gibberellin-regulated protein 14-like. The coding region runs from base 28 to 516 and encodes 162 amino acids. NCBI's taxonomy places the organism in Eukaryota, Viridiplantae, Streptophyta, Magnoliopsida, Asterales, Asteraceae. The transcript has 4 exons. The record is from RefSeq and is a predicted model, not a curated record.
AACCCACAUUUCUUGAGCUCUGCAACAAUGGCGAUCAAACCCCUUCAUCUCUUCCUUUUAGCUUCGUUUCUUCUCCUUUCUACUUCUAUUUCAUCCCAUGAAGUGGAGGUUGCCACCGUCCCUACACCGGAAGUGAAGCCGCCACAGCCGUCGCUACCAUCUCCGCCGGUUGCUAAGCCACCCACGGUUGCUAAACCACCCACUGUUGCUCCACCGGUUGUUAAACCGCCUACUGUUGCUCCGCCGGUUGUUAAACCACCCACUGUUGCUCCGCCGGUGGCUAAGCCGCCCACCGUCGCACCGCCACCGACUCCACCAAGAAACACUAAAGAAUGCUACCCACCGUGUCUGGUGAGAUGCAAGAAUCAUUCUCGACAGAAUGUAUGCCUGAGAGCUUGUGUGACAUGCUGUGACCGCUGCAAAUGUGUUCCGCCGGGACAGUCCGGCAACAAGGAGGUUUGCGGCACUUGCUACACCAAUAUGAAGACCCACGGCGGCCGACCCAAAUGCCCUUAAUUAUUAAUUCACCUUUAGGAAUAAAAGUGGUUUCUUUAUGAUGAUGUCGCCGGAGAAGAUGAUGAUGUCGCCGGAAAAUAGAUGAUGGAAUUAGGGCUUUUUUUUCUAUCGUAUGUUAAUGGUGGGAAUUGAGUUGUUCUAAUAUAUAAUGAAUAUUGUUUUCUUA